ACUGUCCCAAGAUGAUCACAAUGAACCCUUCCGCUCUAGGAGCCCGCCAGCGCCUUUCAAGCUAAGCGAAGCCGCCCUUUACGAAGGGGGUUACCAGCGAACACGAGCGCAACGCUGGUAUAAUACGGAAAGCAAUCUCUGAGUUUUGGAUUGCAUCAUCUUCAGAACCAUUAACUUACAUUGCUCUUUUCAAAAUCUACUGCAAGAAUUCAAGCCCCUCCGCAAUGUCUCGUGACAACAAUGCGUUCAUCGCCUCUGGCUCAGACCUGAUGCGUAGGGCGAUGCAAAACCGAAGGUUGAUUCCUGACGUUCCGCACCUCAAGCCGAUGCUCGACCAACUGCCGGCUGGUUCAAUUGUAUGUGAAGUUGGCUGUGGUCCAGGAGGUAUUACGCUCGAUAUCGCGCAGCUGUACCCGCACAUUACCGUUCUUGGAAUGGACGUUGACGAGGAGUCCAUAAAGCUGGCACAAGAAGCCAAAGACAAGGCCGGAACGACCAAUGUUCGAUACGCGCACGGCGAUGCUUGCGACCUGGAGAAGCUUGUCACCGUCGAAGGAUUUGAAGCAUUGAAUGGUGGAUGUGAUGUGGUAUACAGCCAUGCAGCCAUCAUGCACACGGGCGACCAACCCGCCGCCAUAAGCCAGAUGCGAAAAGCCGCCAAACCUAAUGGCACCAUCUCCCUCAAAGAGGGUGACAUGGGCUUGUUCUUCGCAUAUCCUGAAAAUCCAGGCAUGAAGAGGUGGCUCGAGACGUUCCCGACGCUGAGCCUAGGCAAGGGUGCAGAUCCGUACAUUGGCCGCAAGCUGGUGUCUCUUGUGCUAGGUGCGGGAUUCACGCACAGCCAGCUCAAAGACGUGUCGAUGCAUGGGCAGAUGCAGUGGCGACCACAGGUCAAGUCUGGGUUGGUGAAGGGGUUUGGGCAGAUUGUCCGACAAUCGGGGCUAGGAGAGGACGACAAGCAGCUGAUUGUUGAGGGGUUGGAGGAGUGGAGUAAGUACGAAGAUGGGGUUGUGAGCUUUCCUGGUGUGAUUGUAACGGCUGUCAAGGAGGUCUAGCAAAAGAUUCGGUCCGUGACAUUGUUUGUGUACAGCAUGAGCGUCAGUGCCGAGCAGAGCACACGUGACCGUAAUCCAGCCGUGGAAAUUGUUAUAUAGAGGGCACGGACGCCCUUAAUCUCGUCGCCAUACUGUCACUUUGUCUACCAAUCCUUGCCCAACGGUAAAGCGAUUGCCGUUGUGUUGUCAAAGUUGAACGAUGAAUCCACUCGAGAGAUUGCGGUCGUUGGAUUGCAGCGUUGACAGAGCGCGGCGGCUUCCGGGUUUGUUUCUUCGCAUGAUAAACGUCAUAUUACUCGGUAUAAGCACAAUGACUCUCUUUGGAAGCUUAGUCG
Messenger RNA from Paraphaeosphaeria sporulosa, 1390 nucleotides. RefSeq names its product S-adenosyl-L-methionine-dependent methyltransferase. The coding region runs from base 225 to 1055 and encodes 276 amino acids. NCBI's taxonomy places the organism in Eukaryota, Fungi, Ascomycota, Dothideomycetes, Pleosporales, Didymosphaeriaceae. The transcript has 3 exons. The record is from RefSeq and is a predicted model, not a curated record.